Molecule: messenger RNA, 1686 nt
Organism: Peniophora sp. CBMAI 1063
Lineage: Eukaryota; Fungi; Basidiomycota; Agaricomycetes; Russulales; Peniophoraceae
Source: the annotation of a GenBank genome assembly
AUGUCCGGCCUGAAGAACUCGCCGUUCGGCAAACGCGUCCGGGCGACGCAGCAGGACGAGGACGACCGCGACAGCCGGCCGCGCACGCGUCCGCGGAUAAACUCCAUGUUUCCCGGAAAUAGUGCUGGUGCCGGGCCGUCGUCUACGCCGUCCUCGGACGACUCGUACUCGUACGGCCACGCGCGGAUGGCCGGGCCGAGUGGAUCGUCUAUCGUCAGGGAGUACGGCGAUCGGUUCGUGCCCGCACGAGACGCGGGCGAUCUGAGGACGAGCUACAAUUUGAUGGAGGAGACGGGCCACCACUCGCCGUCCAAGGCCAAGCUGAUCCCUACCGAAUCUGACGCUGUGAAAGAACAAGCCAACUCGCUCUUCAAUUCCAUUCUGCACACCGAAGUCGCGCCGUCAUCACCAACCCGCACCCGGCCCUCGUCGCCCGCGCGCCCACAACAAGCCAUAGCCGGCCCGUCCACGCCGAACCGGAUGCGUCUGUUCGCCUACGCCUCGCCCGGUGGCUCAGACCCCACCACGCCCUCGCGCCGGCUCGACACGCCGAUCGACCAAGCGUACUCCCUCUCGCCCGUCCGCGCCUCGUCCCGCGCCCUCCUCGAGUCCCCGCGCCGCCAGCUCCGCGCAGUGUGCAAGACGCCCUACCGCGUGCUCGACGCGCCCGACCUCGCAGACGACUUUUACCUGAACCUCGUCGACUGGAGCAGCACGAACGUGCUCGCCGUCGGCCUGGGCGCGCAGGUGUACCUCUGGACGGCCCACACGGCCGCCGUCUCGCGCCUCUGCGAUCUCGCGCCCGACACCAUCUCCUCCGUCUCGUGGGUCCAGAAGGGCAGCCAGCUCGCCAUCGGCACUAUAGCCGGCCGCCUGCACAUCUACGACGCCGCGCAGCUCAGCAUGGUCCGGACGUUCAAGAAGGCGCACGCGCAGCGCAUCGGCGCGCUCGGCUGGAUGGGCCCCGUGCUGGCGAGCGGGAGCAGGGACCGGCUGAUCCAUUUUCGGGACGUAAGGGAGAAGACCGUUAAGCCGUUCAAGGCGUCCGCGGCGCAUCGGCAGGAGGUGUGCGGGCUGAGGUGGAACGAGACGACGGGCCUGCUCGCGAGCGGCGGGAACGACAAUAAAGUGUGCAUUUGGGAUCUGAGGGGCAGCAGGAGGAGCCGCGCGGCGAGCAGGGGUGUGCCGCCGGCUGUGCCGCCCGCGGCGAGCGGCGAGGAGGACGAUACGCCGCUGUGGAAGUUCCACGAGCAUAAUGCUGCUGUCAAGGCGCUCGCGUGGGAUCCGCAUGUUAGUGAUGUCCUGGCGAGCGGGGGCGGAACGCAGGAUAAACAUAUUCGGUUUUGGAACGUGCAGUUUGGGAACUGUAUUGGGGCGCUCGACACUGGAUCUCAAGUCUGCAAUUUGACUUGGAGUCUUACGAGCCAUGAGCUUGUGUCUACGCACGGGUUCUCGAGCUCGACGGCGCAGAACCAGAUCUGCAUAUGGCGGUAUCCCGCGUUGGAGAUGGUCGCGAGUCUGGCCGGGCACACGAGCAGAGUGCUGUACCUCGCCAUGAGCCCAGACGGCGAGACAAUCGUGACGGGUGCCGGCGACGAGACGUUGCGGUUCUGGAAUGCGUUCCCCAAGAGGGAAGAGAGCGGACGAAGAGAGAGCGCGUUGGAUUACGGGAAGCUGAUUCGGUGA